AUGGCACCUACAGCAACAGGACCGACCGCUGGGUCGAGCAACGCGUCGACAUCCACGCCCGCCGCAGCAACCACUUCUACGCUGCCUACGAGCCUGGAAGAAGCCAACCAACGCUAUACAUCCACGAAGCUGGCGCUGCGCACGGGUCUGGCCAACAAGCGACUGAUCGACCGAUCGCUCAUCGACCUCGAGUCGCAGAUCUACCUGUUCGAGGGCUCGUACCUUCAAUCCACGUCUACAUCGGGCGGGAACAUUGUGAAAGGGUUCGAAUCGUACCUCAAAAAUGCAUCCACCAGCACGGGACGGGGCAGCCAAGCUGCUGCUGACAUCCCGCUGGAAGACCGCAUCUUUUCGCUCUCCUCGGCGACGUAUGCCAAGAGCCUGGAGCUGAAAGCGAACGAGGCGUUUGAAGACGAAGAAGCGCCCAAGAAGCUCGAAGAACCCGCGGCUGUCAAGAAGAAGAAGGACAAGGAGAAGGAUGCGACGCCUGCCAAGAAGGACAAGAAGAAGGACAAGGACGAGAGGGGCAAGGAUAAGGAGAGGAGCGCUACGCCCAGUUUGAAGGCCAAGAGCGAUGCGGCAGUGGUGACGCCUACAAAGACGACGGGUGGAAAGGCGCCGGCGACAGGACCCAAGCUGAAGCGCAAGAACGCCGACGGCGCCAGCACACCCGCUGCCACACCAGGCGGAAAGACGGCCACCAAACGCAAGAAGGAAGACGACUAA
Molecule: messenger RNA, 726 nt
Organism: Moesziomyces aphidis
Lineage: Eukaryota; Fungi; Basidiomycota; Ustilaginomycetes; Ustilaginales; Ustilaginaceae
Source: the annotation of a GenBank genome assembly